AGUGAACCGACCUACAGGCUUAGGCAGGUGCCAAUCCUUUAAGUGAACGUCGCUUCUUCUGGCCUUUUACCACUAGCUCUGACAAAAUGUAUGGCCUGGAAAUGUUGUCGUUUAACAUCAAGGAUGGCUUCUUAGAAGCAAUAGUCCGUGGGCACCGGUCAGGUCUUCUCACGGUAGCCGACUACAACAACUUGGCGCAGUGCGAGACCCUUGAGGAUAUUAAGCUGAACUUGGGCUCUACUGACUAUGGGGCUUACCUGGCUAACGAGGCGUCCCCCAUCUACACGGCCAACAUCGUGGAGAAAUGCACGCAAAAGCUGGUGAACGACUGGAACUACAUGCGAUCACAGGCGGACGAGACGCUGGCCACCUUCAUGGACUACUGCACCUACGGGCACAUGAUUGACAAUGUGGUCCUGAUCGUAACGGGGACGCUGCACGAGCGCGAUGUGCAGGAGCUGCUGGACAAGUGCCACCCGCUCGGCAUGUUCGACUCCAUCGCCACGCUGGCGGUGGCCCAGAACAUGCGCGAGCUGUACCGGCUGGUGCUGGUGGACACGCCGCUGGCGCCCUACUUCAGCGAGAACCUCACGCACGAGGACCUGGACGAGAUGAACAUCGAGAUCAUGCGCAACACGCUGUACAAGGCCUACCUGGAUGACUUUGCGGCCUUCUGCCAGAAGCUGGGCGGCGCCACGGCGGAGAUCAUGGGCGACAUGCUAGCGUUCGAGACCGACCGCCGCGCGCUGAACAUCACGCUCAACUCCAUCGGCACGGAGCUGACCCGCGAGGACCGCAAGAAGCUCUACUCCAACUUUGGUCUGCUGUACCCGCACGGCCACAACGAGCUGGCCAUGGCGGAGGACUUUGACCAGAUCCGCUCCGCCAUGGAGAAGGUGCCCGCGUACGCCAGCAUCUUCAGCAAGCUGGGCUACGGCGAGAGCCAGAUGCUGGACAAGCUGCUGUACGAGGAGGAGGUCAAGAAGUGCGUGGACUGCUACGAGCAGCAGUUCCACUACGCCGUCUUCUACGCCUACAUGAAGCUGCGCGAGCAGGAGAUCCGCAACAUCAUGUGGGUCAGCGAGUGCGUGGCGCAAGACCAGAAGGGGCGCAUUUCGGACGGCAUUGUGUACCUGUUCUAAACAGAGAAGAGAAGCGGUUUAGGAGCGGAUGUACGAGGGCAGGUUGUGGCGGGCGAGUGGUUACGUCGUGUCGGGCCGAGGAGGGUGAAUGAGGUUGCGGCGGUGCAUUGCUUCAUGACCCAGGCCGGUUGAGUGCCGUACUAAGUUGUGGAGGUGUACUGGGGUUGGUAUGGAGCUAAGAGGUUUCUGGGGCUGCGUGGCUGGGGAGGGUUGGGGGUCGGGCGUGGGGGCGCACGAUGACAGGUUAGUGGGUGUGUGUGUUCCUGAUCGAGAAGUGGGCGUACAUGGGGAAUGCGGCAGCCCCAAGACGGAUGCUACGGCUUUUUGCGGUGUUUUCGGUCAUUCCUUGGGAACUAAAUGACGUUUAGGUAGGAGUGCCGCUUUAGGUUUGUGUUAGGGUUAGCUGAGGAGUUUUCGGACUGCAUGGGGAAUCUGAUGAGAAGGGUUUAGAGGGUAGGUAACUCGUGUGUCGGACUGCUUAGAUAAGACAUGUUCAUAACACUUUGGCGUACGGCUGGCCUUCUUUGGCAUGCCCAGUGCUUGCAUGCAUGCCGCGUACUGAUUGAUGCCUGUAAUUGAACUACUGUUUUG
Astrephomene gubernaculifera is the source of this 1733-nucleotide messenger RNA. The record is from the annotation of a GenBank genome assembly. Lineage: Eukaryota; Viridiplantae; Chlorophyta; Chlorophyceae; Chlamydomonadales; Astrephomenaceae.